Molecule: messenger RNA, 2105 nt
Organism: Rhododendron vialii
Lineage: Eukaryota; Viridiplantae; Streptophyta; Magnoliopsida; Ericales; Ericaceae
Exons: 6
Coding region: 45-1817 (590 amino acids)
Molecular function (GO): pyrophosphatase activity
Source: RefSeq, a predicted model, not a curated record
AAGCCAAAUAAAAAAAAAUUUACCAGUGCAAGUCAAGCCAAACCAUGGCGGCAAAUCUCCCAACCGCCACCACCGACAACCUCUUCGCCGCCGCCGACCUCGGUACCAACUCCUUCAAACUCCUCAUCGUCCGAGCCGACCCCACAACUGGCCGCUUCCUCCCCCUCCUCUACCUCAAAGAGCCCGUCGUCCUCGGCCGCUCCAUCUCCUCCUCCUCCUCCACCCUCUCCCCCUCCUCCCAACACCGCGCCCUCGCCGCCCUCAAAAAAUUCCACCACCUCCUCCUCUCCCACUCCGUCCCCCCCUCCCACACCCGCCUCGUCGCCACCUCCGCCCUCCGCGAGGCCCCCAACCGAGCCGAAUUCCUCAGCACCGUCCGCCAAACCCUGGGGCUCGAAAUCGACGUCGUGUCAGGCGAGGAAGAGGCCAGGCUUGUAUACCUAGGAGUGUUGCAGUUCCACCCCGUGUUUAACAAAACAGUGCUUGAUAUAGAUAUCGGAGGUGGAUCGACUGAGUUCGUGAUAGGCAGAGCAGGUAAAGUCCUUUAUGCGAAUUCGUUGAAAUUAGGGCAUGUAGUGUUAACGGAAGAAUAUGUUAGGACGAAUGAAAUCGGAAAAAUGCGAGAGCACAUUCGGAGAGUGAUUAGAGAAUCCGGGCUGGUGGAAAAGAUUGGUGGAACUGGAUUUGAAACUGUUAUGGGGUCGUCGGGUACGAUUCGGGCUAUUGAGGAGGUGAUUUAUAGUGGGUAUUGUGAGAGAUUGGUGAGUGAUGUGGGGUUUUCGAAAGGGUAUAAGCUAGAUUGGAAGUUUAGGAGAGGGGAGUUGGGGAAGGUUGUUGGGAAGUUGUGUGGGGAGAGAGGGGGAGUGGGAGGGAAGGUUAAGAUAGAGGGGUUUUCGAAGAGGCGGUCGGAGUUUAUUGUGGCGGGUGCUGUGUUAUUGGAAGAGAUAUUCGGGAUGCUGGGAAUUGAGGAGAUGGAGGUUUCUGGGUACGCGUUGGGGGAAGGUGUGAUUGCUGAAUUACUAACUGGUGUAUUUGGUGAUUUCUAUUUGAGUGCAAAUUUGCGGUGGAGUUCUGUAGUGCGCCUUGCGGCUAGGUUUAAUGACAAGAAGAGGAUGAAAUCUGCUGCACUGUGUGCUGGAAUUGCGAAGGAGAUGUUUGAAGGAGUAAGGAAAUGGAAUGAAGUUGGUGGUAGUCAAAACAAACUUUCUUGUUCCUUAGAUGACAAGGAUAUUGAAUAUCUUGAAGCUGCUUGUUUACUUCACAAUAUUGGAGUGUUCGAUGGGAAAAAGGGUUACCAUAAGAAGUCUUGCAGUAUCAUCAUGAAUAGUGAUCUACAGGGCUAUGAUGCUGCGGAGGUUAAGAUAAUAGCCUUGCUUGCUAGACAUCAUAGAAAGAAAUUUCCGAUGUUGGAUCAUCAAUCUCUGCAGGGAUUCACCAAGGAGGUCAAGCAUAAAUUUAGAAUCCUGUGUGCAAUUAUACGUGUUUCUGCUCUAGUAAAGCAGUAUCUGUCCAGCAAUAGUGAAGUCGUGGAGUUUUCACAUUCUCAAGAAGGUUUCAAACUGAUUCUCAGUCCAAUUGGAGACCACUCCUUAUUACCUGGUGAUGAUCAAGUUCUAGCAGAGGACAUUGAGGCAGAACUAACAGAAGAGUUGGAACAGUUCAGGGCGGUAACUUGCUUGACUUUCAACCCGAUGCUUAUUCAUAUGAAAGAAAUAACUAACGCUCAUUUAUUUAAACCGCUAAUGUUUCUUUCUUCUUCAGGUAUUUCGGCAGAAGUUGGUCAUUGUUCCUUCAAGCACUUUGAAGUCAUCACAUAGAUGAGCGGUUUUCGAAAGACUCAGCAUUACCACUUAUCUGUAACAUGUAUUAUACAUCAAAUUGGUUUUUUCACCAUAGAAAUGAUAUUGAAAGUUUACAUGCCUGCAUGGCAGGUUUUAUUCAUGUCUGAAUAAAUUUUGUCGAUUAUUCAUUAGGUACUAGAUUAUGACGGACAUCAUUAUGAUAAACAAUGUUACCCUUGCUGGCUUUGUACUCUAUUCAGUAUUUGGAUAUCUGAUAAUGUACAUCAACUUCAUGGUAGAAUCCAAGAUUAGUUUUCCUGUAAA